This is a messenger RNA of Rubroshorea leprosula, 945 nucleotides long. Lineage: Eukaryota; Viridiplantae; Streptophyta; Magnoliopsida; Malvales; Dipterocarpaceae. The record is from the annotation of a GenBank genome assembly.
ACACUAGGUAUGUACGUAUACAAUUAUAUGAAUUUCCCUCAUAUUUUUUUGAUCUAUCAAUUUAGUUAAAAUCUUUUGUGGCUAACUUGACAGUCUCUGUGACUUACCUUUAGAUUUUCUGCAGCCAACACACCCAUAUUUGGAGAUCAACAAUUAUGUAAAAGUCCAAAAUCGUAAGCAGAAUUUAGAUUGAUUUAAUUUGCUUUCUUGCUUCUAGCUGCCUCUACACUGGUAAUUAGUUGAUUCUAUUUUUCUCAUCCAAAUAUUAAGUGGUCUUAAAGGAUUUGAUAUUGUCUUUUCACCAAAGUGCUCCUCAAUUCAUAUUAUGGGUCUUAUUUGUUUAUCUAAGUGUCAGUUCUAUGUUUUCACUGUAUCACACAAUCUAUUGAACCAUGUUGGAGGGCUCUUAUAUACUGCUUCUCUGCAGUUGGGCCCUAGUGCAGCAUCUAACGUAAUGGAGUUUAUGUGAAUUGGAUAUAUAUGAGUUGGUAUAGUUGGCCUAUUGUUCAACUCUUGCAGCCAUUCAACCUAUACAUAGGCCAUAACAGACCCAAGUUCCCUGCCAGAGCACACUUCUGCAGCCCUUCACCGUCUUUCCUCCCGCUUUCAGAUUGUGCUUUCUUCUGUACCAGCUGCCUCUACCUUCCUAUUCUACCCUGUGAUUCAUGUGUGAUCAUGUGAAAGUGAAAGGAACAGCAACGACUCACACAUUGCCUCUGCAGGAUCUUCACAUUGAUGAUUGCAAAGAGUUAUAGCAUAGAAAAAAGAGGAAUGAAAUCAGACAAUGGAUGGAAGAGCUACAUUCACUCUUCCAAAAUUAACCUACUUUGGGACUUACAUGACGACACAGAAUUGAAGAGAACCUGCUUGAGCAAUGGUUUGUUAUUCUCUUAAUUUUGACAUUCUAAGUUAACCUUUUAAACUUAAUAACUUAUUUAAACUUGC